AUGCCCAGUGCUUCGACAUCCACACACUCCGAAUCAUCACCGGGCCCGCCCACGGACAUUUACAUCUUAUGGGUGCAAAUGAAGAGCGCUUCACCUACCGGUGGUGCCCGCGAAAAGGCCAUACCAAGCGGAAUCGGCAGCAGCAGUUCAAAACCAUUGACAUACAAGCAAAAACUCCUGCUUUCCAGCUUCUGCCUGCAUGACGAGGCCGCACGCUUUGUGAACUACACCAACGUGCAGUUAAACACCGAGCUGGAGCGAGGAAGGCAGCACCACGUGACAUUUGAGGCAACUUAUGGCUCCAAGCCCGCCACCACCGUCCUCUACACCAUCAAGCGCAUCCACGACGGCGAAAUGCCAGAGUUCCACACUGCACUGUACUCUGAUGUUAUAAGGCUGUGGAUCACGUCUGCGGGCUCCCUGCAGGCCGAAACAGGCAUUCAGCUUAUCUACGACUUCAGCAUGCACGCUGCCGAAGUCCUUGACUUGUCCCAGGAAUUCGCCAUGUCAGUCCUGGAAGCGGUGACAAAGACCAAGGCGGAUGGCAAACAGCUGCCUUCCCCACCGCCAAAACGCCCAAGGUCACCAUCUGAUGAGCAGGAGUGUGCCGACAUCAUGGAGGUGUACUACAUUGACAAAUUCCAUGCCAUGGGACCUCACGGCUACAACAUCAUGCGCGCCACGUGCAUGUCCAGCACUGCAUGCACGCCUCACUGA
Messenger RNA from Volvox carteri f. nagariensis, 717 nucleotides. RefSeq lists its product as uncharacterized. NCBI's taxonomy places the organism in Eukaryota, Viridiplantae, Chlorophyta, Chlorophyceae, Chlamydomonadales, Volvocaceae. The transcript is spliced from 5 exons. Bases 1 to 717 code for a protein of 238 amino acids. The record is from RefSeq and is a predicted model, not a curated record.